Molecule: messenger RNA, 453 nt
Organism: Penicillium paradoxum
Lineage: Eukaryota; Fungi; Ascomycota; Eurotiomycetes; Eurotiales; Aspergillaceae
Exons: 1
Coding region: 1-453 (150 amino acids)
Source: RefSeq, a predicted model, not a curated record
AUGUCCAGCCCGCCCGACGAUACCGACUUGGAUGCACUACCCGAGACUGAGAACGACUCAGGCACUUCUGGUUACAUCUAUGACCAACUGAUGUUUUACUAUCCACUUGACCCACCCCUCGCCAUGGUUCCUGUACAAUAUUCUACCCAUGAACCUAUGGGAGUGCCAAGUGAAGACUACGCAUUGGCGAGUCAAUGGUUUCAUCCCCAGCCGAUUGAUCGGAGCCAGCACACAAUGCAAUGCCCAUCUGCUGCAAAUGUCAACAACCAUGCUCAGGCCAUAUCCCCUGCAUCUCCCGACACAAUGGACUCUGUCCAGAAUCCCGAAGGUCUCAUCCCUCCGUCCACAAAAAAACAACUGUUGCAAGAACCUCCUUGUUCGCAGACCAUGAGCGAGAACUUCAAUAACGGCCAAAACCCCCGUGUCUAUCCUCAAAAGCCUCAACAAGAGUAA